Messenger RNA from Mercenaria mercenaria, 2929 nucleotides. RefSeq names its product serine/threonine-protein kinase mos-like. The transcript has 3 exons. NCBI's taxonomy places the organism in Eukaryota, Metazoa, Mollusca, Bivalvia, Venerida, Veneridae. The record is from RefSeq and is a predicted model, not a curated record. Gene Ontology annotation, biological process: protein phosphorylation. Bases 155 to 1363 code for a protein of 402 amino acids. Gene Ontology annotation, molecular function: ATP binding; protein kinase activity.
AUACAAUAAAUGUCUUAAAAUUCUAUUUCUGACAACUUAUAUGUAGAUUUUGAAAUCUGACGUUACUAUAACGAAGGACAAAAUACCGUUUGUUUAUAUAAAAUAGUGUAUAUGGACAUUUUGAAGUUUGUUUGUUUUUUGUUGAAACUCCAAAAUGCUGGAGCGGCAACAUUCUAUUGGACAAACAUCACCUAAACACACGCCUAACAGGAAUCAUAUCAACAGACACAGUUGUUUACAGAGACAAAAAUCCCGACGUCUGUUUCAGAAACAGCGAACGUCCGUCUGUCUGUUCAGUAGUAAGCCAGCAGACGACACUUUAAACAAUAACGGAGAGAAAGUGGUCAGUGCGAAGUUACGUCGUAUGCUAUUGAAGCAUACAAAAUUUGGAUUUAUUGAGAGCUUCCAGAACUUGACAGUAAAACAGGUGUGUGAUACCGAUUGUCGUGUUAAAGGUGAAAGUGAUCAGCUCGUGCAAAAUUACCCCAUGCCCGACAAUCUCGUGUUCGAUUCCCAGAUUUCAGCAAAGAUCAUCAACAAGGAGGAGUUUGAGCUUGGUCGUGUGCUGGGUGCAGGAGGGUUCGGAUCUGUGUACCUUGGUUCCUUCAAGAGACAGACGGUCGCAAUCAAAGUAAUGCAUAAAUACACCAAAAAUCCGGCGGCACAGCUUGAAAGUUUUAGGGCAGAAUUACACGUGAUGCGCUUUAACCAUCCGAACAUUGUGAAAACACUUGCUGCCACACACAUUGACCAGUUUGAUGAUGGCGCGUGGGUUGUCAUGGAAUAUAUCGGCAAAUCCAGUCUACAGGGUAUCAUAAACGACCAUUCUGAACCAUUUGACUCUGACAGGAGGCUGAAAUACUCGAUCCAAGUCGCCAGUGCCUUGGCAUACGCACACAAGAACAAAGUUGCCCAUCUAGACCUGAAACCUGCCAACAUCCUCAUUACAUCAACAGACGACUGCAAAGUGGGCGACUUCGGCUGCUCUCAAAGAGUUGAGUUCGACACCGGAAUUGUCAGUCCAACAAAUCGCUCAAUUCUUACAGGGACAUUUGCAUACCGGGCACCCGAGUUGCUCCGCGGAGAACCGCCCACUUUUAAAGCGGAUGUCUAUUCGUACGGAAUUACGAUGUGGCAAAUGAAGAGUCGUGAAACUCCGUUCACCAACCAAAAUCAGCACGUUGUGAUCUUCGGAGUUGUUGCCAAUGGUCUAAGACCAAAAGAUCCCGAACCGUCAGAGACUGACCCAUUUGAACUUAGCUACAAAGAUUUAUACUCGCAGUGCUGGAAUGCGUGUCCGCUUGAUCGUCCGUCUGCACAGGAACUUGUUGAGCUGUUAAACAUUUGGAAAGAAAAUUUAUGAAAACUGAAAUUCAGCUAUUACUUUACAAACACUGAUUGACGCUAGACAUGGGCGCAGAAAAACCCCUAACAGACCUGUGCCUCAGUGAAUAUAUUGACAUUCUAUUGAAUGCUUAUAAAAGUGACACCAGUUUUGUUAUGAUGUACAUAACCGUGUCUUUCUUUUUCUAGUGUAUAUAAGAGACCUAUGUACAGUUAUAAUGUUAUACAAAUUGGCAAAUUUGACUUGUUUUCUUAUGUACAGUUCUAUUGUUAUACAUAACUUUAUACGUUAUAACAUGGGCGCAAAAAGAAACUUUUGUUAAAAGACCUGUACCUCAGUGAAUAUAUUGACAUUCUAUUGAAUGCUUAUAAAACUGACACCAGUUUUGUCAUGAUAUGGCAUAGCAGUGCUUUUGUUUUUCUAGUGUAUACAAGAGACCUAUGUACAAUUAUAAUGUUAUACAAAUUGGCAUUUGACUUGUUUUCUUAUGUACAGUUCUAUUGUUAUACAUAACUUUAUAUGUUUGUUUUUCGUUUUCCCAAUAAUGCAGUAUACACGUUUUUACAUAGAUAUACGGCAAUUUACAUGUUUGUACAUAAACACAUGUUUAUACAUAGAUACAUGGUUACACAUAGAUGUACGGUAAUUUACAUGUUUAUACAUAAGUGCAUGUUUACACAUAGAUUGAUGUUUAUACAUAGAUAUACGGUAAUUUACAUGUUUAUACAUAACUACAUGUUUAUAUAUAACUACAUGUUUAUACACAAGUACAUGUUUAUACAUAAAUAUACAGUUAUUUACAUGUUUAUACGUAAGUACAUGUUUAUACAUAAAUACAUGUUUAUACUUAGAUGUGUACAGUCAUAUACAUGUUUAUACAUAUUUUUUUCUUUUGAUUGCUCAGAUGCGUCGUAUACAUAUAUUUACACAUAAAGUGAAAAUAUAUCAUGAUUUGUACAUAUUUCUAUACAUAUAUAUUUUGAUAUACCAUCGUUUACAUACAUGCAGUUAUACAUUUUUACAUUUGUUGAAAUAAAUAAAUUUAAAGCAUCACUUAUAUUUCUUUCCAUGCAGAACCAUUAUAAAUAUUAAAAUUGAUAAUGAUGUUAGUUAUAACACGCUGGCGGUCAAGAAGUUCCAAGAAGUUUACAAACGUAUGUUUACAUAUGAUAAAAUAUAUUUGUAAUAUAUGUAUUAUUGUCAAUACAUAGUCUGAUUUGAUGUAAUAAUUUUGAGAUAACAAUGACUUUGCGGACGACCACACAAUAUAUAUAGAGUUUACAAUAUUUCCACAAACUGAACUAUUACGUCAGGCUAUUUGAUUUAAAACAGUGAUAUACACGUGCAUCGUACUGCCUCAUCAAUUUUCUGUAUGUACAUCAUCAUGAUUAGUACAACUUUUAGAACUGUCGAAUGCAGUGAAUGUAAAACUUAAUUUUCAUAAUAUCAUGAAUGAGAAUAAUAGAAGAAACGUAGUGAAUCAAAAUUGUUAGAAAAACAUUUUCUUUUCAUCCUUUUAGUUUUUGUUACCGAAAAUAAUGUUUUAUAUUGCAUGUCACAGACAUGAUUAUUUACUUUAAGGCA